Messenger RNA from Plasmodium fragile, 1884 nucleotides. RefSeq lists its product as uncharacterized. The record is from RefSeq and is a predicted model, not a curated record. Gene Ontology annotation, molecular function: amino acid transmembrane transporter activity. Lineage: Eukaryota; Apicomplexa; Aconoidasida; Haemosporida; Plasmodiidae. The transcript has 2 exons. Bases 1 to 1884 code for a protein of 627 amino acids. Gene Ontology annotation, biological process: amino acid transmembrane transport.
AUGAAUGAAAAUGGAAUAAAAGAAAAUAAAAACAAUUCUAAAAAAGGUGAGAAGCGCUCCAAGAAAGGAACCCCCCAAAAGGCGGGCAGCAAAGAUGAUCAAACAAAAUCAGACCCUGCAGGUGCCCCAAGCGAAAAAGUGAAUAGCGCAAAUGCGCACGAUGCUAAUGAAGCAAAGGAUAACAGCGCGCAAACUUCAGGCAAAAAAAAUAUGAGUAACCUAUUUUCAUGGAAAAAAAAAAAAAACAAACAGAAGCAUUCUGAAAAUAAAAUGGGGGAAAACAACUCCGAUAUGCAAGGGAACAACUUGCAAACAAGCCCAUAUGUCAACUUGGGCGAUGAUGAUAUGGAUCAGAAGGCAGAUGGCGAUGGUUACUAUGACCAGGAUAACAAUAAUGAUGUAAACGAUGUGCAAAAGAAUUACGAAGAAAGGAAUGCAAAUGAAAAUUAUGAUAAUGAAAAUAGUACCAUUGUUGAUAUGGGUGAAAAUGAACAGAAUUCAGAAGGUGCAGGAGAAAAAGAAAGGAAAAAAAAUUGGAAGAGAAGAACAUUUAGUCGUUUCACCCCUGGGGGUGUACGCUCAAGCACAGUUCUGUUUAUAUGUACAGCUAUAGGUGUCGGUUUUCUGUCCAUACCAUAUGUUUUUUCAAAGCUCGGGAUAAUAUUAAGUUUAAUGUUGAUACUUCUAAACGCCGUGGAAUCCUACGUCACAACGAACAUCCUAUGUUUGUCAUCCCUGGAGCAUAACACAUUUGUAUAUGGAAAUUUGCUAAAAAAAAUAGGACAUAAGUACCACAAAACUAUCAUCGACAUUGGGCUAACGUUUGGUUUUCUUUCCAGUUAUAUUUUGAUCUUGAUACUAAUAAGUAAUUUUUUAAGUUGUAUACUCUACGUUUUUAAUUUCCCAGCCUUAUUAUGUAACCACACCUUUUUGAUUAUUCUAGUGUGUGCACUGAUAGUACCUAUAACCUUUCGCGACGAAGUGGGCUCUCUGGACAACUUUUUGACGUUUUCCUUAUUCUCGCUAAGCAUAACAGUAUUAACGAUAGGAUGGCAGGCACGAGACUACUACACCCAAUUGAUUAACAAGGAUAUAGUUCUAUUCAACAUGAAUAAGCAUUUUUUCAAAUGUUUCAAUAUUUUGUUGUUUUCCUUUUCACAACAACCAAAUGCAUGUUUUAUAACUGGACAGUUUAAUCAGCCGACGCACAGAAGAUUAACAAAAUCAGCAUACAGAAGUGUUUUGUUGCAAAUUAUUUUUUACACUCUUCUUGGACUUUUAGGAUAUUUGUCUUUCCUGACAACGACCAAGGAUAACAUCAUAUUGAAUUAUGAAGACACAAAUGUAUCCAUACUCUUGUGUAAAUUUCUCCUAUCUAUAACAUUCUUUUUUUCCGUUCCGUUAAAUUUCAUGGGAUCCUAUUCCAGCUUACUAUCCUUGUACUUAUCCGCUCGCAAUAUGUUCCUUAAAUUUUAUGUGUAUGUGUCCAGAAGAAAUAGGUACAUAGCUAAUUUAUCCACCUUCUUACGCGAAAAUGAGGUCAAUCUGCUUGAGGAAAAUGCCCUUGAUAAUUUAACAGAAAAUUCGAGCACUACGGAAUCGCUAGCUGAGGACAAAAACCAGAGAAAAAUCAUCUCCAUUUCUGUCACCAUUCUCUGUGCCCUUAUUGCAUUUAAUGUUAAAAAGUUAUCCAACGUUAUUGGUAUAGGAGGAGGAAUCACAUCUACGCUCAUAUCCUGCCUUUUACCCAAUUUGAUUUACCUUAAAAAUAUGCACAAUGUGAAGAACAAGCUAGAACGAUAUGCAACCCUCUGUAUGUUAUGCUUUUUCUCCUUCAUGGGUUUUUUUUCUGUCAUUAUUACUGCGCUAAAUUUAAUUUUUUAG